CAAGCUGUCGUUAACUGUAAUAUUGAGAUGAGAAGCCGCUUUAAAGUUUGCACUAUUUUGUGAUUGUUGAAACAAUCUGUCAGAAUUGCGGAAAUAACUUUAAGGUUUCUUCAAAAUAAAAUGGGUGUGAAGCGAGAUCGUGAAGCUGCAGGCAUGUCAAACGAAAACGAUAAUAUUACGGAAGAUGAAGCUGCAUUGUAUGAUCGUCAAAUAAGAUUAUGGGGUAUGGAUUGUCAGAAGCGUUUAAGAGAAUCUAAGAUUUUAAUAAUUGGUCUAAAUGGUCUUGGAGCCGAAGUUGUCAAGAAUCUGGCUUUAAGUGGAGUGAAGUCUAUUACAAUUAUGGAUGAAACACCAGUUAGUAUUGCGGACACCUCUGCCCAAUUUUUUGUUUCCAGUUCUGAACCUGGUGAAGGGAGAGCAAAGGCUUCAAAAGCUGCAAUCCAAGAGUUAAAUCCCAAUGUUGAAAUUAAAAUUGACUCAGAACAUAUUUCUUCAAAACCAACCAGUUUCUUCUCACAGUUCACAGCAGUUUUUGCUACGGAUUGCCCUCUCAGUGUUUUGAUUAGGAUCAAUAAAAUGUGUCAUGAGAAUAAAGUACAUUUUUACUGUGGAGACACUUGGGGGUUCUAUGGCUAUUGCUUCCUUGACCUUUUAAAGCAUACAUAUGCCAAAGUUGUACCCAAGGGUUCGAAAAAAGAAUCUGAAGAAGCAGUUAUUGAUGUUCUAGAUUAUUGCCCAUUGGGGCCAGCUUUAGGUGUGAAAAUUGGAGCUGGUUUGAACAGAAAAAUUAACAAAGUCUAUAUUCUGCUGAAUAUCAUGAACAAUUUCAGGGAAAUGCAUAAUCAUUACCCUGCUCCUGAAAACCGAGAAUCGGAACUCCAGUUGUUGAAAAGUGUUAGGACUUUCACCAUACAAAAUUUGGGCUGCGAAGAUAAUAAAGUCAGUGAUGAAAUGUUGAGUUCCGUUUUUGGUGAGCUAAGCCCUGUUUGUGCAGCAGUGGGUGGAGUCAUGGCAAAUGAAAUCAUUAAGGGAAUUUCUCGAAAGGGUGAACCUAUUCACAAUUUUCUUCUAUUUGAUGGUGUGACUUGCACAGGUGUUGUAGAGACGAUUGUUGUGAGAGAUUAAGUUCCAUUUUUUGAAAUGUAAAGUCCAUCCAUUGUCAUAUAUACUCAUUUGAAUAAAUUCCAAGGCAAUUUUCCAAAAGUCA
Argiope bruennichi is the source of this 1207-nucleotide messenger RNA. RefSeq names its product SUMO-activating enzyme subunit 1-like (gene Aos1). The record is from RefSeq and is a predicted model, not a curated record. NCBI's taxonomy places the organism in Eukaryota, Metazoa, Arthropoda, Arachnida, Araneae, Araneidae. Gene Ontology annotation, molecular function: SUMO activating enzyme activity. The transcript has 9 exons. Gene Ontology annotation, cellular component: cytoplasm; SUMO activating enzyme complex. Gene Ontology annotation, biological process: protein sumoylation. The coding region runs from base 121 to 1125 and encodes 334 amino acids.